Molecule: messenger RNA, 2049 nt
Organism: Zophobas morio
Lineage: Eukaryota; Metazoa; Arthropoda; Insecta; Coleoptera; Tenebrionidae
Product: alpha-L-fucosidase-like
Exons: 10
Coding region: 485-1891 (468 amino acids)
Biological process (GO): fucose metabolic process; glycoside catabolic process
Cellular component (GO): lysosome
Molecular function (GO): alpha-L-fucosidase activity
Source: RefSeq, a predicted model, not a curated record
UAAAGGUCUUUUGUCUAGUGUCGUCUCAUUGUUCUCUCAAGGAAACUUACAAUAAUAAGUAAAACAUUUCUUGUUUCUGGAAAUAAAAACGAAAAAAUAAAAACAAAGAAAAGUUCCGACACAGCAAAAAUUGAUCAAGAUUUGUAACACAAGGACCUACAUCAACCUUUAUCAAUCUGACAUGAUACAAAAUACAAACAAAUAAAAGCACUUAAACGUUAACACUGGUAGUUUAAGGAUGCUUUAUCUUUCUAAUUAUUUAGUGCACAAUAACAGCUACGGAAAAAUAUAAUGAUAUCGUCCUUCACUAGAUAGUAGUCAAGUAUUGGUAGUAAGUAAAUAAAUACUCAAAGCUCAUUUAGACAACACAGUAAUUUUUCUGCAAGAACUUUCUGAAACAAAACUUCCGCACUAACUCACGUCAAAAGGUCAGUUCUAUUAUUAGCAAGAAGAUCGUUACUUGAAUCACUGAAGUGUGCUCAAGAUGAAACGCAAUUUUUACUGGUGCUUUCUAAUAUUUUUUCUGAAUAUUGGAGACAUAUCAGGAUUAAAUCAGCCACAGACUGUAAAUGUGCCUAAAGCAGAUAAAUAUGAACCCACGUGGGACAGUCUGGACACUAGACCAAUUCCUCCAUGGUUUGACGAAGUCAAAAUAGGAAUAUUUUUACACUGGGGAGUUUUUUCAGUUCCGAGCUUUGGAGGCGAAUGGUUUUGGGCAAAUUGGCAAGAUGAUGAUCCAGAUGGAGAAUAUGUCAAAUUUAUGGAAAAGAAUUAUCCACCAGGAUUUACUUACCAAGGGUUUGCCAAGGAUUUUACAGCAGAGUUUUUCGAUCCCGACGAAUGGGCAGAACUCUUCAAAAAUGCAGGCGCCAAGUAUGUUGUUCUAACAAGCAAACAUCAUGAAGGCUACACCUUAUGGCCUUCCAAAUAUUCGUUUGGUUGGAACGUUCACGACGUUGGACCUAACCGUGAUUUGCUCGGUGACUUAGCUCAAGCAGUUCGAGCGAAAAAUCUAACAUUCGGACUUUACCAUUCGCUCUAUGAGUGGUACAACCCUAUAUACCUGGCCGAUAAGAAUAAUUCAUUCACGACCCAAGAAUUUGUGGAUAAUAAAAUGCUGCCAGAGAUGUACGAAGUUAUAAAUAACUAUCAGCCAUCAGUUCUUUGGUCCGAUGGUGACUGGGAAGCCAACGAUACCUACUUCAGGUCUACAGAAUUUUUAGCGUGGCUAUACAACGACAGUCCCGUUAAAGACGUAGUUCUUGUUAAUGAUAGAUGGGGUAUCGACAUUCCUUGUAAACAUGGAGAUUUUUAUUCAUGUAAAGACAGAUACAACCCAGGUGUGCUGCAGCCUCACAAGUGGGAAAACGCGAUGACUCUCGAUAAGUCAUCAUGGGGUUUCAGAAGAAACGCAAGUCUCUCAGACUAUCUUACAAUAGAGGAAUUACUUGAGACGUUGGCCCAAACAAUAAGCUGCGGAGGAAAUAUAUUAAUAAAUGUGGGUCCUACAAAAGAAGGCACAAUUGUGCCAAUAUUCCAAGAACGGUUAUUACAACUGGGUUCUUGGCUUUCAAUAAAUGGUGAAGCCAUUUAUAAGAGUAAACCUUGGACUGUACAAAAUGAUACUUUAACCUCAGAUGUAUGGUAUACUAGUGAUGGUGACAAAAAUGUUUAUGGUAUAGUUCUACACUGGCCAGAUAAAAGUGUUCUUCAGCUAGGGUCGACAGUUUCUCUUUUUUCUGAAACAUCUCCAACUGUUAGCCUACUAGGAAACACAGGAAAUUUGACGUGGAAUGUUGAUAGUGAUCAAGGUAUAGUCAGCAUUGAAUUACCCAAUAAAUCUACUGUAGCUAAUCAGUGGGCUUGGGUGGUAAAGAUAACAAGCAGCUAGACACUAAAGCUGUUGUUAUGGACAGUGUUUUCCAAAAAUUGGGUACAAUUUUCUAGAUAAUUGUUAUUGUUUCGUGGAAAAUAUUGUUUACAAAACUGCAAAUUUAACGUUCUGUGUAGCAUAAUUGUAAAUAAAUAGACAAAUUCUGUAAAAACGUA